AUAAUAUAGCUGUAUUGCUAUUAUAUUGGUUGAAUGGUCUUACAUUCUCAACUAAUAUGUAUUAUUUUUAUGUCUUGAUGGAUCUGUCUUCAACGAAACUGGGUAGUUUGUUACCCUUUUUAAUAUAG
This is a messenger RNA of Dentiscutata heterogama, 128 nucleotides long. The record is from the annotation of a GenBank genome assembly. Lineage: Eukaryota; Fungi; Glomeromycota; Glomeromycetes; Diversisporales; Gigasporaceae.